Molecule: messenger RNA, 6664 nt
Organism: Motacilla alba alba
Lineage: Eukaryota; Metazoa; Chordata; Aves; Passeriformes; Motacillidae
Gene: TRAPPC9
Product: trafficking protein particle complex 9
Exons: 24
Coding region: 285-3764 (1159 amino acids)
Cellular component (GO): trans-Golgi network
Source: RefSeq, a predicted model, not a curated record
GUUCCCGCCCGGGCUGUCAGUGUCCCUUCCCCGGUUACCGCCCUCCCUCGCUGCCCAAAGACCGGCGCCUGCCGGGCUGUCAGUGCCGCUUCCCCGGUUACCACCCGGCAGCCGCUCCUCCAGAGCAGCUCCCCCGCUUUUUCGCUGUCCCUGACGGGGCUCAGGGGGGGUGUGCGCCUCCGCUGCGCUUGGCUCUUCUGCAGUUUAUUCGUUUUCCCUGCUAAACUUGGCCGCCCCAAAGCGGCGUAUGCCGGGGGACAGGGAAAGCCUGCAGUUGAUGCAAAAUGAGUGUUCCUGACUACAUGCAGUGUGCUGAGGAUCAUCAGACCCUCCUGGUGGUGGUUCAGCCCAUUGGCAUUGUCCCUGAAGAGAGCUUUUUCAGGAUCUACAAGAGGAUUUCAGCCGUGAGCCAGGUUAACGUGCGCGACUCGCAGCGAGUGCUCUACAUCCGCUACAGGCACCAUUAUCCCCCAGAGAACAACGAGUGGGGGGAUUUUCAGACACACCGCAAAGUCGUGGGGCUCAUCACUAUCACAGAGUGCUCUUCAGCAAAGGAAUGGCCUCAGACUUUUGAGAAAUUCCAUCUUCAGAAGGAAAUGUAUGGCUCUACUCUCUAUGAUUCCCGGUUGUUUGUCUUUGGGCUUCAAGGAGAGAUUGCGGAGCAGCCCCGCACAGAUGUGGCGUUUUAUCCCAGUUAUGAUGAGUGUGAAACUGUGGAGAAGAGAAUAGAAGAUUUUAUCGAGUCUCUCUUCAUAGUGCUGGAGUCCAAACGUCUUGACAGAGCCACUGAUAAGUCUGGAGACAAGAUCCCCCUGCUCUGUGUUCCUUUUGAGAAGAAGGAUUUUGUAGGUCUGGACACCGAUAGUAGUUUGUUGUUGGGUCUAAAAAGACACUACAAGAAGCGCUGCCAGGGCCGGAUGCGGAAGCACGUGGGAGAUCUGUGCCUGCAGGCUGGCAUGCUGCAGGAUUCCCUGGUGCACUAUCACAUGGCAGUGGAGCUGCUGCGCUCUGUCAACGACUUCCUCUGGCUUGGAGCUGCCCUUGAGGGGCUGUGCUCAGCAUCUGUCAUCUAUCACUACCCAGGUGGCACUGGGGGUAAAGUUGGGUCUCGCAGGGCUCAAGGAGGUUCUCUUUCUGCUGAGGCAGGCAACAGGCACAGGCCAGGGGCACAAGAAGUUCUCAUUGAUCCAGGUGCUCUGACUUCCAACGGGAUCAAUGCAGAUACCAGUGCUGAGAUAGGACGUGCCAAGAACUGCCUGAGUCCUGAGGACAUCAUAGAAAAAUAUAAAGAAGCUAUUUCUUACUAUGGCAAGUACAAGAACGCUGGGGUGAUUGAACUGGAAGCUUGUGUGAAGGCUGUGAGAGUCCUGGCAAUGCAGAAGAGGAGCAUGGAAGCCUCUGAGUUUCUGCAAAAUGCAGUUUAUAUCAACCUUCGGCAGCUCUCAGAAGAGGAGAAGAUCCAGCGCUACAGCAUCCUGUCGGAGCUGUACGAGCGCAUCGGUUUCCACCGCAAAUCGGCGUUCUUCAAGCGCAUCGCGGCCAUGCAGUGCGCGGCGCCCAGCAUCCCCGAGCCCGGCUGGAGGGCCUGCUACAAACUGCUGCUGGAGACCCUGCCUGGCUACAGCCUCUCCCUGGACCCUCAGGACUUCAGCAAAGGAACUCACAGGGGAUGGGCUGCAGUGCAGAUGCGUCUGCUCCAUGAGCUGGUCUAUGCUUCCAGGAGGAUGGGCAAUCCUGCCCUGUGUGUCAGGCAUCUCUCCUUCCUGCUCCAGACCAUGCUGGAUUUCCUUUCUGACCAAGAAAAGAAAGAUGUCACGCAGAGCUUGGAAAGCUACACGGCAAAAUGCCCUGGGACAAUGGAAGUCAUCACUCUUCCAGAUGGUUUGAAGCUACCUCCUGUUCCCUUCACCAAAUUGCCUAUUGUGAAAUCUGUGAAGCUCUUGAACCUCCCAACCAGUCUCCGACCUCACAAAAUGAAAAGUUUACUUGGUCAGAAUGUGUCAACCAAAAGCCCAUUCAUAUAUUCUCCAAUUAUUGCACACAGUCGUGGGGAAGAAAGAAACAAGAAAAUAGACUUCCAGUGGGUCCAGGGAGAUGUGUGUGAAGUUCAGUUGAUGGUGUACAACCCUAUGCCUUUUGAGCUCCGAGUAGAAAACAUGGGUCUCUUGACAACUGGAGUAGAGUUUGAAUCUCUCCCUGCUGCCCUUUCCCUCCCUGCAGAAUCUGGGCUCUAUCCCGUGACUCUGGUUGGUGUUCCCCAAACCACAGGGCAGAUCACUGUCAAUGGUUAUCAUACUUCCGUUUUUGGAGUCUUCAGUGAUUGCCUUCUAGACAGUCUGCCAGGUGUGAAGACCAGUGGCUGCACUGUUGAAGUCAUUCCAGCUUUGCCAAGGCUGCAGAUCAGCACCUCCCUUCCAAGGUCUGCUCAUACACUUCAGCCUUCUUCAGGGGAUGAAAUCUCCACUAAUGUGUCUGUCCAGCUGUACAAUGGAGAGACCCAGCAGCUCAUCAUUAAAUUAGAAAAUAUUGGAACAGAACCUUUGGAGAAACUGGAGGUGACAGCAAAAACAGUCAACACCAAGGAGAAGCUGUAUGGAGAUUUCUUGAGUUGGAAUCUAGAAGACACCCUCUGCCAGUUUCCUCUAAAACCUGGAAAGAUUGCAACAUUUGUUGUAAACAUUAAAGUGAAGCUGGACUUUUCUUGCCAAGAAAACCUUCUGCAGGAUCUCAGUGAUGAUGGAAUCAGUGUCAGUGGACUGCCACUCUCCAGUCCUUUCAGGCAGGUUGUCAAACCAAGAGUGGAGACCAAACCUCUUAAUCCCCAGGAAAGCAGCAAAGUUGGUGAUUUCAGUCACGUCAAGACACUGGAAGCCAUUUUGAACUUCAAGUACUCUGGUGGACCAGGACAUGCUGAAGGAUACUACAGGAACCUUGCCCUGGGCCUCCAUGUGGAGGUGGAGCCCUCUGUUUUCUUCACUCGCAUCAGUACCCUGCCAGCAACAAGCACCCGGCAGUGCCACCUCCUUCUUGAUGUCUUCAAUUCCACAGAGCAUGAGCUGACCAUCAGUGCCAGGAACAAUGAGGAUUUAAUUCUGCACGCCGGGGAGUGCCAGCGCAUGGCUAUCCAAGUGGACAAGUUCAAUUUUGAGAGCUUCCCAGAAUCCCCAACUGAUGGGGCACAGUUGGCGAAUGCAAAGCAGCUGGAAGAAGAAAGGCAACAAGCAAGAGGCCUGGAGAUUAACAGCAAGCUGGAUAUUUGCUGGAAAAUUCCUUCCUUGAAGCGUGAAGGGGAAGCAAGUGUGGAAGGGGUUCUUAAUCAGCUGGUCCUGGAGCAUCUGCAGUUGGCUCCUCUCCAGUGGGACAUCCUGGUUGAUGGCAAGGUCUGUGACUGCGACGUGGUGGUGACCUGCCAGGUGGGGGACCCUGUCCCCUUGCAGGUGAAGUUGACCAACUGGAGCAAGCACAGCGUGGGGCCUUUUGCUCUGACCAUGAUGCCCUACCAGGAUUACCAGAAUGGGGUGCACAACUACGAGCUGCAGGAUGCCAUCACCUUCGUGGGGUCCAACACCUUCCACAUCGAUACAGUAAAGCCCACCAAAGACUCUGUGUACUUUGGAGCACUUCUCUUCCUCUACACGGGUGAUUUCUACCUGAAUAUCAAAUUCCAUGAAGACAACUGCAGCAGGGAGCUGCCUCUGUCCUGGCUCUGCCUUCCCAGUGUCCACAUCCGUGCCACAGAGCCCGUGGCCCCAGCUAAGCUGUGAAUGCACUGUGUGCUACUUGAUUACCCACAGCACACAGCAAUGCUUGGCACAUCCUCUGCUUGACCCCAGCUUGUUUCUGUCCAACCCCAGGACACAGUCUCUACUUUGGAGGAACAGCUGAACACUUUCUGAAUUGGCUGAUAGUCAUUUGGACAGCUGCUUUUGCUAAUUUCAGAGGGAGAGAGAGAGAGAGAUUAUAACCAUGCUGAAGUUUUCCUCUGUUUUCAGAAAGCCUUUAAAACUAUUUGCAUUAUACUUCAAUAUAUUCCAUUGAUAUCAGUGGUUUGAAAGAGUCUUGAGGGCUGAAUUUCGCAAUGUGUUUGAAGGUCUUAAAUCCUGUUUGAAUAAUCCUGUUUGAUCAUUUUUCAGUAAGAUCUGUGUAUCUGUAUGAAAUUCCUCCUGGUUUAUGCUGGACUCAUGGCAUGUUCCCUUGGGAUAUAGAUCUCUGUUAGAUUUGUUCAUUGGCUUGCUCUUGUUCAUUUGUUUGCUGAGAAUUUGGUGUCUUUGGUAGUAAAUAGCAGCGGUGGUGCUUUUCAGUGUGUUACUGAAAGUAAGAAUAGCCUCCAGUUAUUCUCCCCCUCCCCUGAGCCCAGUGCCACUUGCUCCUGGUAAAGUCACUGCCUUUAGUUUGGCAGAUCUCUGAACUAGAAAGGAGAGAGAAGAGCAAAAGAGUUUUGUCCUUGAGAGAAUAAAUAAGGCAACUUUUGGGCUGCCUAAGGCUUGGCUGUGAAUUUAGGCUUUCACAGUUCUGUUCUACACAGUCAUAGUCACUUGAAACAUUUGCAGACUCUUAAAGAUCCACCAGAAUUAAUCAGAUGAUCAUUAAUAUAACUUUUCAUGAGUUUUUGCAAAUUCUUCUCACCAGAUUUUUCAUACUAAUACACCACUUUUUAAGUGUGUCUGUUUUUUCCCUUUUUUUUUUUUUUUCCUAAAGUUUGGGGGUUUUUUAAGUUUAAUUAUUAGGCAGUUAAGGCCAUGGAAUUCCUGAGUGUGAAAAUAGUUGUUGAAUAUACUGAUAAUUUAGCCUAUUUUUCAGAAUAAUGUUUCUGUAUAGUGAGACAUGUUUUUACCCCAUGUAAAGCAGGGAGAUGUUUUAGCUGUAUGAUUAAUACACUAUUUCGUGGACCAUAUGUUUAAAACCUAUCCCAGUCUUUUCUUAAAUGCACAGUUAAAUUUGGUGGUAGUAUGCUUUUGGGGGUGGAUACACCAAGAUGUGGCAGGGACACUCCAGUUAGCUCUACAUGAUUUAAAUCUACAUGCACAAUCUCUUUGCAGAUUCUUUGUUUCUUUAGAAUUCGUGCAAACAUGGCCCCCCAUGAAUGCCUGGCCUGACCCCUCCUGCUCAGUUCUGGCUCUCUGCAUCAUGCCCAGGGGUACUUUUACAUGUGAUUGGUGUUUCCCAUAGUGCUCCAAACCCCGUUCAUUGCAUGCUUGCGAGUGACUGUUCAUCCUAAAUAUAUUCCCAACCGGAGGGAACUGUGGCUGUAGCAUGGUAGCUGCAUUUCCAGUGUCUGCAGGGUAUUAUCUCUAAAAACCUGUCUUGUGGCAGUGUUAUCAAUGUUUGUGCUUGAGCUGUGGCUCUGGACUCAGCCCUGAAAUUGGAAGUUUUCAGUCUUGACCUGAUAAAAAUCUGAGCCCUGCUGAGGAUUUGUUUGCAAUGAUUCCCUGCUCUGUCAGGUGCCAGUGAGGUCCAGUAACAAAACUAUUCCUUAGACUGGCUCUAGGCCUGAGACUCCCCUGGAAAGAGGGUCCAACAGCUGAGUUGGGCCUGCUUUUCUGUGUUGGUGGAGCUUGGCUGACCAGAUUGUGCCAUGAGGCUGAAUUCUCUGUCACAGGAUAGGCAACACCCAGAAAAACGAGAUCCAAGGAGAGCAGGAGCUAAACCAGUACAUCUUCUCUAAAAGCUUGGUUUUGACAUGAAUGUCUGUGCUAUGUUGCACAGCACUGUUGGAGUAAAAUUCAAAUUGGGUUUUAUUCAGAAGAUAAUCUGCAGAUUCUAGGAAUACAGCUAAGGCUUUAAAAGGACAACAUUGAAAUAAAAAAUAUUGAAAAGUAGAUGCUGUUGUAGUCAGGAUGCUUCAAUUUACCCAGCUAAGGGACUGUUCUCUAAUUAAUUUUUGCCAGCAUUCUCUGAGAAGAGAGGCUAUUAUCCUGUGAAGCCUAUCCUGGGAUGCAACAUUGCUGUGCCUUUUAUGUAUGAAGGAUCCUUACCUACACCCCACUGAAGCUGUUGGAAUGGGAACAGGUUUUACUAUAAGAAAAGCAGGCAGCAUAUUUUCUUGUUAUCCAAUAUGCCAUUAUAAAUCUGCCAUAUGUGCACAUAAAUAUAAGUUCUUAUGUGUGAGCUGACCCUUAAAGGUCUAUCUGUUCAUUGUAUAGCAGACUACUCUGUCCCUUGUCAACUUGGACACUUAGUUGCUUUUGGCAUUUAUGAUAUCUUCCCCAAUUUUCUCAGACUUCUACUUGUUUGGGUGAGGGACAUGAAACACAAGAAGUUCUUCCUUCUGGGGAUCAUUUUUAACUUGUCCAGAAGGAAGAUAGUUAAGUGUUAGUGUAAUUUGGAGAGGGGUUGAGGGAAAGGUGCUUAAAAUCACUGGGGUUGCUGUCAGGAUAGGUCCUUGUACUGCUUGAAAGAAGGAUGAUACUUUUCUUAUCUGCUUUCCUUUCUUGGUACUGAAAACUUCAUUUUCUUUCUCUGAAACACCCAGCAAUUAUUUUGAACAUGAUGAGCUGAACUGUUUAUUGUAAAUCUGAUACAAACCAGUGGUUGCAAUAAAUUAUUCCUAAUUUAAAUGGCCAUUGCUGAGAGCAGAUGUCGAUCCCAUAUAUGAAUGCACUGGAGAAGCAUAAGUUAUGUAACUUUACCUGAAUAAAUACUUGUGGCUUGUUAUUUACACCUC